This is a messenger RNA of Daucus carota subsp. sativus, 1814 nucleotides long. RefSeq lists its product as uncharacterized. NCBI's taxonomy places the organism in Eukaryota, Viridiplantae, Streptophyta, Magnoliopsida, Apiales, Apiaceae. Bases 205 to 1437 code for a protein of 410 amino acids. The record is from RefSeq and is a predicted model, not a curated record. The transcript has 3 exons.
GUUGUAUAAAUACAAUAAAAUAAACAAGAAGAAACAUUAGAAAACAAAAUAAACAAAAUUCAUUCACAACCAAAUCAUUACCAGCAAAUACAAUCUUGAUUUCAAUCCUCACACAAUCCUCCUCAACGCCUCUCUUCUUCAUCGUCGUCGUCUUCUUCCUAAGGAUUUAGGUUUUGUGUUCGAUUAGAAUCGGAUACAAUUAAGAUGAUGAUUUACAAGAAAGGGAGUAGAGUUGAGAUAUUGUGUGAAGAUGAGUUGCCAUCGGGUUCUUGGCGAAGUGCUGAAAUAAUCUGCGGUGAUGGUUAUAAUUUCAAGGUUAGAUAUGAUGAGUAUUUCGGUGCUGCUGGUGGUGAGACAGUUGUGGAAUGGAUUUCUGAGAAGUUAAUGAGGCCAUGUCCUCCUCAGGUUGAACUUAGAGAUGAUUGGAUUCGUGGUGCAGUGUUGGAGGUAUUUCAUAAUCUUUCCUGGAAGAUGGCAACGGUGUCUAAGGUUUUGGGAAGAAAUUCAUUUGUUGUUAGGUUAGUUGGUUCAUCUAGUGAGUUCAAAGUUAGAAGAUUGGAUCUUCGGGUGCGGCAGUGUUGGCAGCAUAAUGUGUGGACCGUGAUUGGAAAGGGUGUUGGAAGUGAUCAAGCUGGGAAACAAAAUGAUAAAUUGAAUCUGAUUUAUGCACAUGAUACAAAAAGCCAAGGCAAGGAGAUCGAUACCAAAAUGAGGUCCCAUAUUCAAGACCAGUAUCUUGAUGCUGAGGUCAAUGCCCGCCAAUCUUGUAACUCAUACUCCAGGAAUCUGAAGAGAAGCUUCCGCAGCUGUCAAGUUGAACCACAGGAAGGGAGUGCUUAUAAAUACUUAGCAGCUGAAAAAGAGGGCGUGAGUCACCGGGUUGCUGCAUCCCCGCCUCCUAAAAAGGUAGAAGCAAUUGCUUCCACUAGAAAAAUCCUGGGUGAAAAACACCUACAUGCAUCUAAUAACUACAGAACAACUCGCUUUUAUCAAAUUGGUGUGGAGAGGAAGAAACAAAAUGGUGCUUUAGGGAGUUUGCAUGCAGUAAGUGUAGAACAUAAUGAUGCUGAUAAUAUUGCAUGUUCCGUUGGUAGUUGUAGCGUUAAUAGCAAUAGUCCACAUGAGUUGCAAUAUCAUUCGAGUGCUUUUGAAGAUAAUGAAGGUUGUAACAGUGAUGCUGAAUCUUCUUCUUGGUUGGGAUGCAAGGAGAAGAUUUCUCUUCCUCCCACCAAAGAGGAGUUAAAAGAAAAGAUUCAUAGUUUAGAGUUGCAUGCCUAUCGAUGCACUAUAGGAGCAUUUCAUGCAGCAGGACCCUUAAGUUGGGAACAAGAAACACUAGUGACAGACCUCCGUAUUUCACUCCAUAUAUCAAAUGAUGAGCAUUUGGUAGAAAUUAAGAACUUAAUGUCUACUACCACAAGUGUUUCUUGUAGAUGACAGGAGAAUUAGAAAACCCAUAUUCUCCCCUCUUACGGUCUUCUUUAGCAUUAUUCAGUUUGGUCUUCACAAGUGAUAUAAAGUCAUUGUAAAAAGCAUUAUAAGAUGUUUUUUUUGUUAAAUAUAUAUAGUGGUAACAAUUGUAAGUAAAAACUCUUGCAAUCUAAUAUAUGUUAUCUCAUUAUAUCCUCAUGAUCUAUGCCUUGAGUUGGUAGAACUAGCUUCUCCAUCAUGUUCCUUGUCUACCUACGUUUUCUGAUGUUGAUAUGUAGAUGCAACCAUAAAAGAGUUGGCAGCUUGUAAAUAAAUCUGUGGUUGAGCAGAAUUUGUAUGAAAUCUGGGGAUGAUAAAUAAAAAGAUGUAUUAUUAUGGAUGCA